AUUGGCAUCCCGCUUGAGAGUCAAAGCUUAGUGGUUCACCUUGAAAGCAUGGCUGAGGCGGAAGCAGUCACAAGUGAGCCAGCCAAGCCAGAGGAGGCAGAGACUCUGGAGGUGGAAAAGGCUACUCCUGAGGCUUUGCAAGCAGUCUCGGACGAGGUUGCUUUGGGCCAUGAAAGUCCGCAAAAGGCUGAGCUGAAGCCAGAUGACAGACUCAUAAAGGUGAAAGGUCUUGACAAGCAGCAGCUUUGCAUCGACUUGUUGAUGGUAGGCUGCGUCCAGUCCUAUGUGGACUUCUUCUACAUUACGCACCGAAAAGCGGCUCCUAAAGAAGGAGCACCGGAAGAUGAGGUGAAAGACGUGGUCAUACCUGAGGAGACCUUGAUUUUCUUGAAGGAGACGCUGGAACAAGCAGAGUCUGCAAGACGACUACGGAGUUACCUGCAAUGUUAUGAAAGCUACAACUCCUUGGCCGAAUUUUUUGAGAAGGUGCCAGACCUGAAGAGUGCCAUGUAUUUCUACCAAAGAUGUGCGGACGUGGCUGCGGAGGUUGAUGCGUGGGAGAGCAUUGCAAAGGCAAAUCUCAAUCUUGGCAGUUGCGAGGAACAGGGAGGAAACUGGCAAAGUGCUAUGCAAUAUCAUGAAAAAGCAUUGGAGAUUGCAACUUCCGCAGACUCCCUGCCUUUGCAGAUCAAAGCAGCCAGUCGCCUCACCACAGUAUGCCAAGUUUUGGCAGAGCAGUGCGAAAAGGACGGCCACGAUGCCGAAGCAGUACAGCUCUACGAACGUUGCCUGACCAGUGCGCAGCUCUCCAAAGACGCUGCCUUGGAGGGCUCUGCAUGCCACAAGCUGGGCUUGUCAAAGCACAAGACGGGACAUUACGAGCAAGCCGUUGAGCUGCAAAAGCAAUAUCUGGACAUUUGCAGGAUCCAGGAUGAUCGUGUUGGGGAGAGUGCAGCUCGAGCUGCUUUGGCACAGGCCUAUGAGGCCACUGGCGACACACAAGAGGCCAUCAAGCAGCUGGAGAACCUGUUGAGCGUGGCUAGCGAAGCUGGAGAGCUCAAGGCCCAAGCAGGUGCAUGCCUAAACUUGGGCAUCCUCUACAAUAGCCGUGGCAACCAUGAGAAGUCUGUGGAGCUAUUGGAACAGCAUUUUGAUCUGGCAAGGCAGAUUGGAGAUCGGAAGCUGAUUGACUCUGCUCGAGUUGUGCUGGGCAUGGUCCGCGGGAAUGGCAAAUUGAAAGCUUACAUCAACAUGGUGAACCAUGAUUUGGACAAGCUCCUGAAAUGGAAAAGCAAACGUGCAACUUUGGACUCAUAGUGCUUGUAGCCGCUUGAAAUCGGAGCGGUGGGAGGAUGUGUGUAUAUAGCUGUGUAGUGAGAUGCAGCAGCGCCAGUGACACUAGGCAGUACCGC
This is a messenger RNA of Durusdinium trenchii, 1412 nucleotides long. Lineage: Eukaryota; Dinophyceae; Suessiales; Symbiodiniaceae. The record is from the annotation of a GenBank genome assembly.